AUGGUCAUGUCCUCACAGCUCAGUGGUGGCCGAAUAGGACGGGAUAACCAACAGGCAGUUGGUUUCAUAAGGACGCACUGUGCUAGUCUUUUACGGAUAGUAUGUCAAUGCUAUGAGGAUCCUAGCGGGUCCGCAUCACCAACCUCCUCGCCACCUAAGAAAGAGGUGAAGAUUGACAAGGUCACCUCAGAAGCUAUGGACAAAUUAGGGUACGACGAUUCGGGGCUCUCCCUACCUCUAGGCUGGAUGGCUGCUGCUAUUGUCAGUAUUCUCAUCGCUGGUGGUCCAUCAUUUGGCUCGCCAUGCAAGACCCUUCACGAGGCAGUCUUUGCCCUCAAUGGUGCCUCGUCCUUGCGUAGUCGUAUAUCUAGUAGUCCUAGUAUAGCAUUCGAGAAACUGCAGGGGCUGAUCGAAUCGAAUUUAGUAUGGAACGAAGUAGUGUACACUCCAACACUGGGCACCAACAAGUCCGGGCCCAUAAAUACUGAGAGUCCCCCUUCUUGCGCCGUCGGAUAUCGGUCGUUGACCCUCUCGGGCUUGACCAGAACCACUGUGCUUCGUGACACCACUCGAGGUAGUCCGCCGACGGACUUGGUGUACAUCUCCAACUGCAGCGAGACCAGCAUUUACCUCUCUGGUCCAGCUAGGUUCGCUGCAGUGGUGGGAUGUGUCGACUGUGACAUAGUGCUAUGUUGCUGUACGUGUCAAGUGUCUAUAGCUAACUGUGAGCGAUGUAAUGUUCAUACCCUCACCAAUGCUAUAAGGUUGGAGAGCGGAGUGGAUGUCAACUUGUAUACAUUGACGAGGAAUCCACCCGUCAUAACAGGCGACUGUCGAGGCAUCAAGUUGGCGCCCUUCAAUGUGUUGUAUAGCAUGUUGGAUAUGCUAGGCACUGCUAGGGAAGCGCCGAAUCGGCAUGCUGUGAGUCGAGGCAAUAGGAAGCUCAUUGGUGAUGCCCUCCUUGGUCAGGCUGGUGUGUGGGCCCAUCCAGCAUGGUGUCCUCUCAUGCCAGAAGGAGGGGGAGGAGAGCGUGCCUCGUCGGCUAGCACUACAUCGAAUAGGACUUCGACGGCUUCCACUAGUUCGGAUAAACUCACCCAAGGAUACUAUCUCGUGAGGCUUGGUGCAAUGGCACCAGAGAGCUUCAGCACGAUUAGUUUCCCCGAACCUCGGAAAGCUUCGUAUGAAGGAGAUCAAAUUGGAGAGGGCUGCGUAGGGAAAUUAGCUUUGCCUGAGGUUUACUAUGAGGCUCUGGAGGAACGGAGAAAGGCUCAUGCGAAGGUCUGCGAGCAACUCGAUGAAAUCAGCGAUAGUGGGCGACGACAGCAAGUGUCGGAGCUCAUGGAAGGCUACUUCCGAGAAUGGAUCGCUAAUAGCAAUCGUACUCGGCAGUUGGUCGACUUGGUUAGAAUAUCCCAAGAGCAACAACACGAGGCAGGUCGAGACAGGACCACUGUUGUCCGGGAGCGUUAG
Molecule: messenger RNA, 1473 nt
Organism: Perkinsus marinus ATCC 50983
Lineage: Eukaryota; Perkinsozoa; Perkinsida; Perkinsidae
Exons: 10
Coding region: 1-1473 (490 amino acids)
Source: RefSeq, a predicted model, not a curated record